AGACUAUUCCAAAAUGCAUUAAUAACAUGGGGCAUUCGACGCAGCAUGUUAUUACCAGACCAGUUAUCACAAGUCGAUCACAACCAAACGAAGCACAUUUGACCCACCUGCAAGAAUCUGCGUCGGAGUGUAGCCUGGUUAUUUUGGCUACCCAUGCGCUAGGACCGUGGGGAAGUAGCCUAACCUGUGCUGCUGAGAAACAGUGUGCAUUUAUUCACAUGUAACCACAACAGUGUUUGUCAUUGCACUGCAGAAGUGCAAGUGCUAGAGACUCAGGACUCAGGAUAAGGAAGUUGAACUAGCGCUUUAGCAAAGAAUUGCGAAAAGAUAAUCUAUCAUUUUGGUUACACAGUAAAAAUUAAACGCAAAGGACGCGCUAUGGGAGGAUUCCAUUCGGUACCUCAAGAUCAUAGAUACAGAGACUUUGCCGACAAGACUGGAUUUUCUCUCGAGCAAAUUGGGAACCUACACAAUCGUUUCAAACAGCUGAGCCACAAUGAAGACACACUUCGGAAAGAUGACUUAAAUAAAAUCCCAGACCUCGCCUGCAAUCCCAUUCGAGCACAGAUUAUAGAGGCCUUCUUUGACAAAAGAAACUUUCAGUCCCAUGGUGGGGGAACUGUAGAGGAGAUUGGCUUUGAAGAGUUCCUCACUGUCAUGUCAUACUUCAGACCCCCAUCACUGAAUAUGACUGAGGAGCAGCGUGAAGAGCUGAGGAGAGUCAAACUCCGCUUUUUGUUCAACAUGCAUGACACUGACAACGAUGGAACUAUAACCCUGGAGGAAUACAGACAUGUGGUGGAGGAGCUGCUCUCCCGAAGUGGUGCUCUGUGCAGAGAGACAGCCAAAGGCAUUGCAGACGCUGCCAUGCUGGAGGUGGCCAGCAUCUCGAUGGGGCACAUGGAGCCAGAUGAAUUCUAUGAAGGGAUCACAUUUGAACAUUUUUUGACGAUCCUGAAGGGGAUUGAGAUUGAGAGCAGAAUGCACAUCCGAUUCUUAAACGUUGACACCACCGUCCUCUGCAAGUGAACACGGCCCUCCUCCCAUGACAGCAGUACUGUUACAUGAAGUACACUUUUUGGGUGUAUAAUAAUGCACACUAUAGACUCGAGUCAUCUUUCUCUGCAUUAUGCAAAUGUGUCAGAUAUGAUGAUGAUGGUUUUGUUUUAGUGGAUAUGACCAAUAUUUGUUUUAGAUAUAGUCUAGUAGAUGAGUACAAAUUGGAAGCAUUUUCAAGAAACAGGGUGAUCCAGUUCAAAACCAGAUUGAUA
Alosa alosa (allis shad) is the source of this 1271-nucleotide messenger RNA. It is a transcript of the gene tescb, whose product is annotated as tescalcin b. Bases 379 to 1029 code for a protein of 216 amino acids. The record is from RefSeq and is a predicted model, not a curated record. The transcript has 8 exons. NCBI's taxonomy places the organism in Eukaryota, Metazoa, Chordata, Actinopteri, Clupeiformes, Clupeidae. Gene Ontology annotation, molecular function: calcium ion binding.